Messenger RNA from Cuscuta epithymum, 1185 nucleotides. NCBI's taxonomy places the organism in Eukaryota, Viridiplantae, Streptophyta, Magnoliopsida, Solanales, Convolvulaceae. The record is from the annotation of a GenBank genome assembly.
GUUGAUUCUAACUAUGCAAAUGAUAGAGAUAACAGGAAGUCGACCACUUCUUAUGUUUUUACUUUGUGUGGCUCUUGCAUUAGUUGGAAGUCCCAACUACAGCCUAUUGUGGCCCUUUCUACCACUGAGUCCGAGUAUGUUGCAGCCACAGAAGCGUUUAAGGAAGCCAUCUGGCUCAAACGCCUUGUCUCCGAAAUUGGGUUUCUCAAAAAGGGAGUUACCAUUUUCUCGGAUAGCCAAUCGGCUAUCCAACUUUGCAAAAAUCCUGUAUUUCAUGAUAGAACUAAGCAUAUUGAUGUUAGGUUCCAUUUCAUACGUGAUAUUGUUGAUGCAGGUGGAGUCAAGCUGUGCAAGAUCCCGUCCGAGUUUAACCCCGCGGAUAUGGGUACCAAGUGUCUUUCUGCUGAGAAACACUUGUCCUGUAAACGCGUGUUAAACUUUGACUGUGGAUAACUGUGGGUUGCCUAAUAAAGUGUUUGCCCGUUGUGUCUGUUGAUAUUCCGGGUGACCCGGCGAUGAUGAGUCUUGUCACAACCUUGUAUUGAUACUCUACACCACCUAGGACCAAUAAGGUGGAGAAUGUUGGAGGUAUUGGUCCUACCAAGGCCUCCCUUCCACUUUAUUUGUUGAGGCUUGCACCCUAUUGUUUUACUCCCACUUUGGUACCUUUACCUUGGUAUUUUAUCUGAUCAAUAACAUACCUAUUUGAGGGUUGACUUACCCACUUGGCUGGCCCCUCUGUGUUCUGUCCGCUGCAUACUUCACUUGUCUUGGCCUAUGCUUGUGACUUUCCUUUGUCUAAGAUGCAUGUGAGUGUCUUUUGUAUUGACCUCACCCGUGACUUCCUUGGCAGCCUAUUAAUAGUCUUUGCUUCUUCCUUGUGAGCCUCAGCCUGCGCAGAAAGCAUUCCAGAGAGAGCAGUGCUCCCUUCUUCUUCCUUUCCUUUGUGUGAGAGUGUAGAGAGGUCCUUUGUGGAGAGUAGAGAGUUGUGUGCUAUAGCCUCCUCUUAGUGUGGUGUGUGAGAGUGUGUGUUGAAAGACCUGAGCCGGAGACGGAUAUACGAUCCUUACAGUAGAGAUUGGGAUAUAUUUUACAAAGAUCACGUUGACCAAUAUUUGUGCUUAUGUGCUGGACAAUUAAAUCAAUAGCAACGUGAUAGUCUCCACCCCGGACAAUUAAAACAAU